This is a messenger RNA of Drosophila persimilis, 2556 nucleotides long. Its product is annotated as myb-like protein AA. Bases 503 to 1900 code for a protein of 465 amino acids. The transcript has 4 exons. The record is from RefSeq and is a predicted model, not a curated record. NCBI's taxonomy places the organism in Eukaryota, Metazoa, Arthropoda, Insecta, Diptera, Drosophilidae.
GCGCGCGCUUCUAAUACGAACGACGGGUGGCGCGACCAGAACAGGCAAAAUAGCCUUAAGAAAUAAAUUUAUUCGUGGAGUGGAGUCAGGAGAAGAGCUUGCAAUUGAAUACAAAAGUCGCAAGUCGCGUGAGUGUCCCUAUCUCUGGCUCUGUAUCUGUCCGUCUGUCCUUCUGUCCGUCUGUGUGCGAGUGAAAAGCAUUUUUAAGAGGAUAUCCAUUGCGAGGGUGUGCGUGUGUGUAUCGUGUCGGGUCAGUUGAGCGUUCAAGGACUUUUUCCAGUGCUGCGCCAACAACAAAAGCACCAACAAUAUGUGUGCAAUAAUACCAACAGCCACAACGAACGUGACAGAAACGUGCCCAUAGGAAAAGGCAUUGAAAAGCCCCAAGGAAAAUAUACAUGUAUAUUUGAGAAAUAUUUUAAGAAAAUAUUGCAGUCAAAUCCUUCCGCCCCAGAAGCUCCAAGUAAUCCUACUGCUCCAUUUGCUCUUCCAGGACGUGCAAAUGCAUUUCUGGAUAGACAAGCGGUCGCAGCAAUGCGGCUUCGGACGCUCUCGUGUUGCUGCCUCCCUCUCUCAUGCCGGGAGCGGACUCAGCUAUGGCCAUCCGCCCAGGCGCGCCAAGUCCUCCAGCUGCAGCACCAUGCCACCCGUGCACAGAUCCCUGCCACAGACGCCCUAUGACUGCCAUCAGCCGGGCACCAGUCGCCAGUCCCAGUCCCAGUCGCAGUCGCAGUCCCACUCCCAGUAUGCCAACAACAAUUCACUGCACGGCCAGCAGCACCAGCAGCAACAUCAGAUGAUGCAGCAACAUUCCACCAACAACAACAAUGUGAACAGCAGCCACAUGGCUGCCACAGGAACUCCAACUGCCAGCAACAACAUAACAAACAACAACGCGAGUGGCACUGCUUCUGCGGCGGCGGUCCUCACCGGAAGUGGAACCAUCGUGCCCCUAGUCGCGCGUGGCUCGCGUUAUCACCCCAGGACGCAGCAGCAGACGCAACACCAGUACAGCUAUCACCAUCCACAAUUCGGGAACAUGGUGCCUGUCAGACACCACGAUACACAUCAGCAGCACCAGCAGCAACAGCAGCAGCAACAGCUGCAACAGCAGCAACAUUCCGGCGUCUAUGCCGAUGAUGCAUACAGCGCCUAUCACCAUAAUCCCCAUCAGCAGCAGCAACAGCUGCAGCAUCACCACCAGCAGCACAUCAGCAGCAGUCACUCCCACAAUCAUCGACAAUCGGCCGCCUAUGCCACGCCGCGUCGCCACAACUCCAGCAGCAGCAUGAGGCAGCAGCCAGCAGCCGCGGCAACAUCCGUCAUAGCAGUAGCACCAGUGGCCAGUGCUCCCGCAACAUCCGCCCAGACGACGCACAGCAACCAGUUGCAACAGCAACAUCAUGCUCUCCUGCAACACGCAGACUCCCAACUGCUGCCCAGCCAUCUCAAGUGCGGCAUGUGUGCCUCCCUUGUGCUGGCGUCCGUGUUCGUGGCCGGCACCAAGUUUUACUUCGACCACCAGGGCACCGGUCUGGAGGUGCUGAUCUUCUGCGCCUUCUCGGCCACCUUCUUUCUGGCCGCCUGCAUGGUCAGCCUGUGCCGCAUCCCAAAAGGGCUGUUGUCGGGCCGUGGUGGGGCCAGGGCUACGGUGUGCCACAGCCGCGGGGUGAACGCCGCCAUUCCAGGAUCCAGUGCAUCUGCGGUCGCCAGCUGCCUGAUGGAGUUGAGCGAUGUGCGGUACCUGGAGGAGCGGCAGGUAACCACUGCGAGUGCGGCAACGGCCGGUCCGCCGCCCUACCAUAUAGCGAUCCUGCUGCCGGAGCAGACGGCCGCAAUGGGCAAGCAGAUGCCGCUGGAUGAGUCGCCGCCGCCGUCCUACGACAAGAUUCUAGUGUAGGCCAGUGGUAGCGAGAGGGCUUUGAGGGAUUUUGAGGAAUUGAGCCUCAGUUUGAUCGAAUCACGAACCCCGAACCCUGCUCCCUGCUCCCAGUCGCCCAGUGCCAAGUACUUGUGCUCAGUAUUUUUCUAAAACGAUAUCCCCUUUAUAUAAACAUAUACACGGCAUAGAUAUAUAUAUAUAUAUCAGAUAUACAUAUACUUAUUUAUGGAUAUGUACUUUUAAGCUCCGACUAAUAUUUUUACACUUUGACACAUUCUAAAUCCCGAACUAGGACCCGACACUGACCACGACCGCGACCCCGACCCGAACAAACAAACACUCUUUCGACCCAAAGAUGUCUUCUUCUACUGUCAUUUUUGUUCUGUGAUAUGCUCAAGAGAAAGAGAUCAAGCUAUAGCGAUCGAAGAGAUCGAAGUACCAUAUACUAUAUUACCCUUUAGCCACGAAACCAGAAACAAGAAACACGAAACAAGCAACAAACCAAAGCAACGACAAGAGGAAAUACUGUAGAAAUACUCGGUAGCAGGUGCCGUAGAUACUUACACAUCAAGCAGCAGCAGCAGUAUUAGUAGGAUUUUAAGUAAUUAAUUAACCAAUCAAAUUUAUCAAAUAUGGAAAGGGUGCGCAAUAUGCAGUACAUUAAUAAAUAAAGG